AUGUCCCAAAAAGAAGUGCAAAAUAUGCAACUAAUCCAAGAGUUGGAAAUAGAAAUGAUGGCGGAUAUGUACAAUAGACUGACUGCAACUUGUCACAAGAAAUGUGUUCCUCCAGUCUAUGGAGAUGCGGAAAUAGCAAAAGGUGAAGCUGUGUGUUUGGACAGAUGUGUUGCUAAGUUUCUAGAUAUCCAUGAACGCAUUGGCAAAAAACUGGGCCAAAUGUCUAUGCAAGAUGAAGCUUUGUUGAAGAAGUAGUAUGUUACCGAGUUUAGUAGUUGUUAUAAUUGUUCUGUGGUAUUUUAGUUUUGUUUAAAUAAAUAGUUGAAACAAA
Molecule: messenger RNA, 331 nt
Organism: Diabrotica virgifera virgifera (western corn rootworm)
Lineage: Eukaryota; Metazoa; Arthropoda; Insecta; Coleoptera; Chrysomelidae
Gene: Tim10
Product: mitochondrial import inner membrane translocase subunit Tim10
Exons: 1
Coding region: 1-255 (84 amino acids)
Biological process (GO): protein insertion into mitochondrial inner membrane
Cellular component (GO): mitochondrial inner membrane
Source: RefSeq, a predicted model, not a curated record